Molecule: messenger RNA, 192 nt
Organism: Penicillium salamii
Lineage: Eukaryota; Fungi; Ascomycota; Eurotiomycetes; Eurotiales; Aspergillaceae
Source: the annotation of a GenBank genome assembly
AUGUUUCGCGCGCAGCAGAAUGCCUUCGACGAUGCCGUCGCCAAGGCGACGGACGAGAACCUCACAUCCGAGAACUGGGAAUACAUUCUUUUGGGUCAGAAGAAUCAGGGUAUGCGGAACAAUUCGAAUGACAGCUCCACUGAAGGAACCCCUACUGAUUAGAAUACACGACGGUAUAGUGCGAAGGAAGCU